UGAGGAGUGAGGACCACAGAGUUAUGUACCUAGAGCGCGCGAGCCAGACACUCUGGUGCGGCAACCGGAAGUACCUCGGCCGCCAUCUUUAGGAGCCCAGUCCAGCCAACUCUGUGCUUCAGCCGGCAACUUCAAAGUGGAGAGUGAGGGAAAGUGGGCUCCCCAAGAUGGCUGCCGCACCAGGGUAGCUUGCCUCACCCGCCGCCAACCCCACAACACGGGAGCGCGCGCUCUAGGUAUAUAACUCUGUGGUGAGGACGAGCGCGGCGCUUUGUAAACAACAUUCCUGUCAGAGAAAUGCUGAGGCGCGGAGCGCGGACGCGGGUCUGAGGUCGGUGACCUGAGGGAGCAACCCAUUAUAAAGGGUGUAGUCAAUAUUGAUUGAAUGACUAUCAAACUAAGACCAAAUCCUUAGUUGAAAGCUGGAAACUACAGAAGAAAAAAAAUCAGUGAAACAAAGGAAGGAAGACAAAGGAGAGAAACCUAAAAAGCAUUUCAAGGCAUCAGAGGUCUAAAGAAAACGUAACAUUUAAUGAAUCUUUCUUUGUGAUGACUCUCCUUGUAGUGGUCCUCCCUGUUCUUGUGAAAUUGUGACUUGCUGCUUAAAAUGGAAAAUAAGCCAUAGAGACACUGGAAGGGUACUCCAUGGUCAUUACUCUGGUUAUAGCUUGACAGCCAGCACAGACCCUUCUUUAGCUGGUGAAGUUCAAGAUUUGUAAACCGAAGCGUUUGACUGGCUGUAUCAUUUGGGUCUGCUCUGUUACAAAGUCCCCUGCCUCUCUGUACUAAAUUCAACAGUAUGGGCUCCUACAAGCGAGUAUUCAGCUUGGAGAGUCCUCAUGGGCCAGGAGGAGUUUUCUUCACCUGGCAAAAGGCCUCAGGUGGGUUUCUGGCUUCUACAGGCUACAAUCAGGUGGUCAACAUCUAUGACAGGCAUGGCAACCUGCGUGAACAGAUACACCUGCCAGGCGUGUGUUCAGGCUUCGGCUGGGAUAAGGAUGGUGCACUGCUGUCCAUCAUCAAUGACAGGUCUCCCCUUGUACAUGUGUGGGAUGCCAACUCAGGGCGAGUCCAGCACCUGGACUCUGGUCUCCGCGACACUCUCACCUUUCUGGCAUGGUCCCGUACAGCACCUCUGCUGGCUGUUGGCACUGCCAAAGGGAACUUAAUGAUCUACAACCACCAGACCUCUAGACGGAUUCCUGUAGUUGGAAAACACAGUAGAAAAAUUCAAAGUGGCAGUUGGUCGACAGCAAACCUUUUGGCCCUUGGAGGAGAAGACAAGAUCCUAACCGUUAGUAACAGUGAGGGAGACACCUUGCGAACCACACCUCUACGUGGAGAACCUUCUGACAUUCAGUUCUCUGAGAUGAAGCAAGAUGAAAGAGCCAUGUCUGAAAAUACAGUUAGUCUUAUUGUUGCAAAGAAGACAUUGUUUCUUUAUAAUUUGAAUGAUCCUGAAAACCCCAUAGAACUGGCAUUUGAGAGCAGAUAUGGCAGCAUUGUAACUUAUAAGUGGUAUGGAGAUGGUUAUAUUCUGUUGGGCUUCUCUGCUGGAUACUUUGUGGUCAUAUCUACUCAUCUGAAGGAAAUUGGACAAGAAUUGUUCCAGGCCAAGAACCAUCGGGACACCCUAAGUGACAUUGCUAUCUCCACCACUUUGAGCAAGGCUGCCUCAUGUGGGGACAAUUUCAUCAAGAUUCAUGAGUUGGCAAAUCUGAAGGAGACACAUGCAGUCGUCACAGUUGAUGAUGAGCGAGGGCUUGAUUGGUUGGAGUGGUCGGAUGAUGGACAGCUUUUGGCUGUGGCAUCACCAGCAGGUAACAUCCAUGUGUACCUGACCAAAUUACCAGUGUUGGGUGGUGCACAUGGUACCCGUGUGGCCUACCUCACCUCACUUUUGGAGGUGACAGCAACUAACAUUUUGGAAAAGGAAAAUACUGUGACAGUGAGUGUUGAUGUGGAGCCCACUUUCCUUGGGGUGGGUCCCUAUCAUCUGGUAGUGGGCAUGAACAACCGAGCUUGGAUAUACAGCCUUGGAGAAGACUCAGCUAUGCUGCUGCGAGACAGAGAGUACCUUGGCACCAUCACAUCCGUCCGGGUUAAUGGGGACUAUGCCUCUGUACUGUAUGAGGGCAAGAUCCAAUUUCAUCUGCUGGAAGGGGAGACUGGAGAGGAUGAGGAGCGAGAGGCACGUCUCUUCCCAGACCCAGACCAGGCGGACAUGCAUAUCACUGAUCAUGCUCUCACAGCAGACUUUUUGGUGUACUCUACUGAUACUGGGGGUCUUUUCUUCUUCUUUAUUGAGGACUGGAAGAUGGUGAGUGACUAUCGACACAUAGCAGAGGUCACCAACAUCUAUUCUGAGCCCUCAGGGCGCCGUUUGGUCAUAGUGGACACCAAAGGCGAGGGAUACUUGUACAACCCAGUUAAUGACGACCUACUGGAGGUUCCUCAAUUCCCAGGGUCAUGCCGGGGCUGCUUGUGGGAGAACUCUUCAACUGACAGGAAUGUUUUUGCCCUGUUUGAUGAGAAGCAGCUCUAUACAUACAUCUACCACCAGGAGCACAUCAAAGGUCACCAUUUGGAGUUGAUUGGAAUGACCAAAUUCCCUACGAGUCAGACACCUCUGCUUCUCUACAAUGGUGAGGUGACCCUGCAGACAGCCUCAGGCAAGGCAGUGCCAUUGACCUUGUCAUCACAUGAGAUGGAGGCUAACAUUCAUGACUAUUCCCAUGACCAGCUGAGAACAGCUCUCAAAAAGAACAUAGCUCUCAGAAGGUUUAAGGAUGCUAGUGCCAUCUGUCAGGUGCUGAACAGUAAGCAGGACUGGGAGGACCUAGGCAAAGGUUGCCUCUGGUGUCUCAACCUAGAGCUGGGCAUGCGGGUAUUCCGGCAGUUGGGGGAUGUGGGCAUGGUGUGGUCCCUGCAGAGUCUGAUGGACUUGGAGGAUCCACUGUUGCUUAGUGGUCACCUUGCCAUGUUCCUCAAUGAGUUCAACCUAGCACAGGAUCUAUAUCUCCGUUCAUCAUCACCUGUGGCUGCACUGGAAAUGCGGCGUGACCUGUUGCACUGGGACCAGGCACUUCAACUUGCCAAGAAGCUUUCCCCAGACCAGAUCCCCUUUAUCUCCAGGGAAUAUGCUCAGCAACUUGAAUUCAUAGGAGACUAUCCUGGUGCUCUCACUCACUAUGAGCGUGGUGUAGUCAACACAGGGAGCUCUGAAGACCACAAUGCUGCAUGCAAGGCUGGGAUUGCUCGCACAGCACUUCGCUGUGGAGACAUCAGAAGAGGAGUCAACAUUGCUGCAGAGAUGAACAGUCGAAUGCUUAAAAGAGAGUGUGCAGAGAUCCUUGAGAGCAAAAAGCAAUACUCUGAAGCAGCAGUACUGUAUGAAAGUGGCAGUUUCCAUGAGAAGGCUGCUAGUUUAUACAUUAGACUCAAGAAUUGGAACAAAGUUGGACAGCUGCUAGUCAACAUCAAUUCUCCAAAGAUGCAUUUGCAGGUAUAUUAUAUUUCUAUUUGUCUUUAUUAAUUAUAAGAA
This is a messenger RNA of Eriocheir sinensis (Chinese mitten crab), 3544 nucleotides long. RefSeq names its product WD repeat-containing protein 19-like. Gene Ontology annotation, molecular function: protein binding. NCBI's taxonomy places the organism in Eukaryota, Metazoa, Arthropoda, Malacostraca, Decapoda, Varunidae. Gene Ontology annotation, cellular component: intraciliary transport particle A; cilium. The transcript is spliced from 22 exons. Gene Ontology annotation, biological process: intraciliary retrograde transport; cilium assembly. Bases 800 to 3535 code for a protein of 911 amino acids. The record is from RefSeq and is a predicted model, not a curated record.